Mus pahari (shrew mouse) is the source of this 617-nucleotide messenger RNA. RefSeq names its product ubiquitously expressed prefoldin like chaperone (gene Uxt). Gene Ontology annotation, molecular function: transcription corepressor activity. The transcript has 7 exons. The coding region runs from base 94 to 567 and encodes 157 amino acids. Gene Ontology annotation, biological process: negative regulation of transcription by RNA polymerase II. NCBI's taxonomy places the organism in Eukaryota, Metazoa, Chordata, Mammalia, Rodentia, Muridae. The record is from RefSeq and is a predicted model, not a curated record.
AUCCACCCGCGCCACCCGGAAGCCGCGGCUCAUACUAACAGUUAUUGCUGGUGGCUCUAAGGUAAACGCCGUACUCGUGUACCGGAGCCCAUCAUGGCGACGCCCCCGAAACGGCGAGCCUUGGAUACGGUGGGGGAGAAAGUGCUGCGGUAUGAGACCUUUAUCAGUGACGUACUGCAGCGAGACUUGCAAAAAGUGCUGGAUCAUCGAGACAAGGUAUAUGAGCAGCUGUCUGUAUAUCUACAACUAAGAAAUGUCAUUGAGCGACUCCAGGAAACUAAUCACUCGGAGUUAUAUAUGCAGGUGGAUUUGGGCUGUAACUUCUUCGUUGACACAGUGGUCCCAGAUACUUCACGCAUCUAUGUGGCCCUGGGAUAUGGUUUUUUCCUGGAACUGACACUGGCUGAAGCACUCAAGUUCAUUGACCGAAAGAGUUCUCUCCUCACAGAGCUCAGCGACACCCUCACCAAGGACUCCAUGAAUAUCAAGGCCCAUAUCCACAUGAUGCUAGAGGGACUUAGAGAACUACAAGGCCUGCAGAAUUUCCCAGAGCCAUCUCCCCAUUGACUGCAUCUUCCCAGCCUCCAAUAUUAAAGCGCCUGAAUGCCUUGGAAUCA